Messenger RNA from Umbelopsis ramanniana AG, 1671 nucleotides. RefSeq lists its product as uncharacterized. Gene Ontology annotation, biological process: transmembrane transport. Gene Ontology annotation, cellular component: membrane. The coding region runs from base 168 to 1631 and encodes 487 amino acids. The record is from RefSeq and is a predicted model, not a curated record. Gene Ontology annotation, molecular function: transmembrane transporter activity. NCBI's taxonomy places the organism in Eukaryota, Fungi, Mucoromycota, Umbelopsidomycetes, Umbelopsidales, Umbelopsidaceae. The transcript is spliced from 7 exons.
CAGAGAACGUCGUGAGAAGUGGUCUCCAACUAAGUGAAGUCAACACAGUGUCCUACUACAGUUAUUGGUUCGCUCGCAUUUAGGUCUUCAACCAUUUAAAUACCCCGGCACCUGAAUCUCUUUUUCUCCACAGAAGUCGCUUUAACUUUUUCACUCAAGAUUUCAGCAUGUCUUCUAUCAAUAAAGAUAUAGACAUUACCACGGUUGAAAACACCCAUGUAGUGCCAAAUGACCCUGAGCUUGAAGCUCGUGAGCGCGCUUUGGUCAGAAAGUUGGAUAUGAGAAUCGUCCCCACUCUCACUUUCAUCUACAUUUGUCAACGUCUCGAUAAUUCCAACAUCGGUAAUGCAAAGGUUGCUGGUUUGCAAACGGAUUUGGGCUUGACCAACUCGCAAUAUAGUUGGUGUAUCUCCAUCUAUACACUUGGCGUCAUUGCUAUGCAAAUCCCCAGUAACAUGUUGUUGGAGCGGUCAAGACCUUCAAGAUAUCUGCCUGCCUUGAUUGCCCUUUGGAGUGUUGUUAGUGCCUUGACAUCUUUGGUCAAAGAUUACAAGAGUAUUCUUCUUGUUCGUUUCUUCCUGGGAAUUACUGAAGCUGGAUUUUGGCCUGGUGCCGUCUUCGUUCUCUCCACUUUUUACAAACCCCGUGAAAUUGCUAUGCGAAACUCUAUCUUUUACUGCGGUAACUGGUUGAGCGGUGCUUUAGGUGGUGCCUUAGCUGGUGCAAUUAUCCAAGGUAUGGAAGGAAAGGGAGGACUUCCUGGUUGGAGAUGGCUCUUUAUUUUGGAGGGAUGCAUUACUUUCGUUGUCGCUUUCGCUGCUAUUUGGCUUCUACCCGAUUAUCCUGGUACUACCACUUGGCUUACUGAGGAAGAGAGAGAUUUGGCUGUCAGACGUUUGGGCCAAGGAAAGCCAAAGGAAAAGUUCUCGUUCAGCGGUCUCAAGGCAGCUGUGCUCGAUUACAAGAUCUGGGUUUUCAUUAUCAUCUUCAUGGCCAUUCAAACUGGUGGUCAGCUCAACUAUUUCAUGCCUACUAUUAUUCAAAACAUUGGUUACACCGGAAGUAUGACACAGUAUAUGACAAUUCCUGUCUACUGCUUUGCCGCCAUUCUUUCUUUGAUCGUAUCCGUCCUCUCUGAUCGUCAACAACUUCGCAGUCCCUAUGUUGCAUUCUGCAUGACCUUGGCUGUCAUCGGUUACAUCUUCCAAAUCUCAACUGAAAACAAGGCUCUUCUUUUCUUCUCCUUGUUCUUGUGCGGUGGUGGUGUUUGGGCAUCACUUGGUGUAUCACUAGCUUGGCUCGGUGACUGUGUCCCUGGACCGCGCGACAAGAAAGCUAUUGGAUUCGCAUUGUUGAAUAUGAUUUCGCAGCUUUCCAACUUCUAUGGCCCUCAGUUGUACACCAACCCUCCCAAGUACCUUGUUGCCAACAUUGUCAUUCUGGUCUACAUGUCCCUUGGUGUCGUCCUUUGCUUUGGUUUGCGUUUCUUGCUCAAGAGAGCUAACAGACAGUUGGAUGACAAGUAUGGUGUCCCUAUGACUGAAAAGAAACAAGUCAUUCCCGAUGAUCGCGAUGUGGGUGAUGUUGCUCCCGAGACUGGAGUCAACAAGAACUUCCGUUAUCUUUUGUAAUUUUUAUCUGUAUUAUAUUGAAGUAUAUCCCCUAAAUGAC